Messenger RNA from Arabidopsis thaliana (thale cress), 1585 nucleotides. RefSeq names its product NAD(P)-binding Rossmann-fold superfamily protein (gene TSC10B). The transcript has 3 exons. Gene Ontology annotation, molecular function: 3-dehydrosphinganine reductase activity. The coding region runs from base 220 to 1215 and encodes 331 amino acids. Gene Ontology annotation, cellular component: endoplasmic reticulum membrane. The record is from RefSeq and is marked reviewed. Gene Ontology annotation, biological process: sphingolipid biosynthetic process; sphingolipid metabolic process. Lineage: Eukaryota; Viridiplantae; Streptophyta; Magnoliopsida; Brassicales; Brassicaceae.
UGAAGAUUCCUCUACAACAUUUUGUUGUUUAUUGCUCUAAUUAUUCAUUUUGAUUCAUACGUCAUAUAAUUUAUGUUAUAAAUGGCGGUGGAUUCAAUACGAGAUUAUUUAAUAUUUCGGUUAUUUAAUUAAUGUUAAUUUGUUUGUUAUGGUCUUCAUUUUCUUCGAUGAGCCAAUAAGCAAAUCCGAGAGCUUAGUGUGAAGUGAAGAAGAGUUUCAAUGGCGGCAAUUUUUUCUCUCUUCCUUUUCUUCAUUCUCUUCAUCGUCUCUCUUCUCAUCAUCUUAUCUUUCAUCGUACGGCCAAGAUCCGUCACGAUCCCCAUCAAGUUUCGCCACGUCUUCAUCACCGGUGGAUCAAGCGGAAUCGGUCUCGCUCUCGCUCACCGUGCCGUCUCCGAAGGCGCUAAAGUCUCCAUCCUCGCUCGUUCAACUGAAAAGCUCGCCGAAGCCAAACGAUCCAUCCAGCUAGCUACCGGUGUCGAGGUCGCCACGUUCUCUGCGGACGUUCGCGAUUACGACGCCGUUUCGAAAGCGAUUGAUGAAUCGGGACCGAUCGAUGUGUUGAUUGUUAAUCAAGGCGUGUUUAUUGGGAAAGAGCUUGAGAAACAGAGUCCUGAGGAGGUUAAGUUUAUGAUUGAUGUGAAUCUGACUGGGAGCUUCAAUGUGAUUAAGGCGGCUUUACCUGCUAUGAAAGCUAGGGAAGGUCGUGGUCCUGCUUCCAUUUCUCUUGUGUCCUCUCAAGCUGGUCAGGCAGGUAUAUAUGGUUACACUGCAUAUUCAGCGAGCAAGUUUGGGCUUCAGGGUUUAGCGCAAGCAUUGCAGCAAGAAGUUAUUUCUGAUGGCAUUCAUGUGACUCUCUUGUUUCCUCCUGACACUGAUACACCCGGGUUUGAACAAGAACUGAAGAAGAGGCCAGAGCUAACUUCAAUCAUAGCCGCAUCAUCUGGCUCAAUGAAAACCAAUGAAGUAGCCAAAAUAUGUUUUGAUGGUAUCAAAGCAGGAAAAUUCACAGUGACAUGCCAUUUUAUUGGCUUCUUACUAUCUAUUGCUAGCACCGGCAUGUCCCCUCAGGGAUCUUUUUGGCUUGCACUCACUGAAGUUAUGUUUGGUGGUCUAAUAAGACUCGCCAGCUUGGUUUUCCAAUGGCAAUGGUACAAAACCAUAGAAAAGUGGAGCCAAAGAAAUAAAAAAGAAGUAAAUAGUAAGUUAGCUUAGGUUAUCAAAGUAAUUGUUUUUGGUAUGAACCAUUAUCUCUUUGGAACAGGUUUAUGAUUUUGUAGAGGUUGAUAAGAAAAGAUUCAUGACAUCUACUAUGAUCAGUCUUUUGUAUAGUGUACACUGAACAGGUUCAUAUUUUCUAGUUCCAACUUCGGAUUUUGUUGACAAUUUAAAUAGGGAAAAAUGUUAUUUAAUACCUGAACUUUCAAAAAGUGGCCAAAUUAACCGUGAACUCUUAAAAUAACCGUUUUAUACCUCAACAAAAAGUUGACUUCUAAUUUAAUCUAUAAGUUAUCGUUGACCUAACCAAAUCGACUCACCAUUAACAGUCAUGAACAACUUUCCUAACUGCGUAACUAACAGCUGU